AUGUUGUCGGUGCUGCCGGUGCUGCUACUUCUGUCGGCCCUGGGCGGCUUGCUUCCAAGGGCCGCCGCGCAAGAGCGGGUCUUCCUCCACCAAGCCCCCUACUCCGUCCAUGAUGCGAGCCUGGAAAGUGUCUUCUACACCCCGCUGGAUGCCCCCUCGAUGACCGGAGUCCGGACAACUGAGCUCCGGUGGGACUUUUACAAGCAGGGCAGCUCCUCGGCCUGGGAGGCCGACAACCGAUGGGGAAGACUGUUUUCCCUGGCCUCGGUCUCGCACUCGGCAUACUGUCCCCGCCUGGCGGCAAGCUGCAAUACCCCGGUCCUGGUUAUCCCCUCGGAAACGCAAUUCCCCGUCCUCAUCCAGCACACCCAAACGUGGGCUGCCUUCUUCCAAUCGAGCUCGGUCAGCAAUUUCCCCAGCCCCCCGGCCGAAGUCCUGGCGGCAAUCGGGAUUGCAACGAAAAAGGCCUUCAUCCUGGGUGCUCGUGUGCAGGCUGGCGGUGUACGCACGGUCUUCCUGUCGCGCUUGGAAGACACCAGCCUCAGCAGCAUCCCGCUGAGCAAUGCGCCCGCGCCGACGAGCGAGCCGGUGCUCGGGGUUCCGGGCCCGGGAAGGGUGUUCUAUCUGCUCUGGGCCCAGCAGGCAUAUCGCGUGCUUGUGACAUCCGACUCCAGUGCCAGCAUUUCGUCGGCCUCCCCGGUCGGGGCCUUUGUCCAGGCAUUUGCCACCCGGCUGGUGACGUCGGCCAGCGACUGCCCGGAUGCCGCGGACCUGGUGGUCAUCGACCCGAACGGCGGGAUUCGGAUGAUGCCCUGUCACGGGGGCUCGGCACCGGCGGCCGCCACACUCGCCACUGACAUUCCCCCGGGCACGCCUUUGGAGGGGCGCUUUCUCAUGCCGCUGGCCACCACCACCGGAGACUUGGUGCCCUACUUCUACUAUGCCGCCCCCGCCGGGGGGGCCCUCUGGCGGGUGGAUGUCCACCCGGUGGCCGGGGCAACCUGGCGCCCGGUGACCUUGCCUCCUGGCGUCCCCGGCACCCAGGGCAUGGAGAUGAUCCGUCUCCGCAGCGGGGUCCUACCCUCGGGGCAAUGGGCCCUGGUGGAUGCCGACCGCCAGGCUCUCUUUGAUUCCGAGACCUUUGGCUGCCACAGUGAUCCCAGCAUCAUGUGCGACAGCCCGACCGGGACCUCGGCCUCGACGCGUGCCUGGCGCUGUGCCGACGACCGCGCCGAGUCGCCGGCCGUAUCGCCGGAUCAGAUGUGCGCCGGCUGCCCGGCCGGCUGGUACCUGGACCGGCCGUCCGGCGAGGCGCCCUUCGCCAGUCCGGGCCACACUUGUCGGAAGUGCCUGGCCGCCAACUGCCUCACAUGCAAUGCCCUCCACUGCCUGGUUUGCCAAAGUGGCUACAUGCCGCAGCCGGACCCCAUCAGCGACCGGGUCAUCUGCGUGACAGCCUGCUCGCCAGGCUACCAGGCUGUGGCUGGCGUGUGCCAGCCCCAGGAGAAGCCCCUGCCGACCAUGGCUCUGGCCCAGCCGCAGCCGGAGCUGGUGGCCGGUUUGCCGACCGGAGCCCAAGUGACGGCCAUCGGCGAGACGAGCCUGUCGCUCGAUUCGGCCGGGGCCCCGAUCGCCCCGUCGGCCGGGGCCCCCCCGGGGCAUGCGGCCAACCUGCUGGUGUUUGUCCGCGCCAAUGCCACCCGCCGGGUGUACCUCAUGCCCAAGAGCCACAUUGGCCAGUCCAACAACCCGCCCCUGCUGGAGGUGGCGCCCCUUCCCUGGACCCUGACCAAGCAGGUUGUCUCGUUCAUGGAAAUGGGCCCCUUUGUCGGCAGCUCGAAGGUGACUUUCGGGCAUGUCUUCUGCUUCGGAGACGGGACUGCCGGCAUCUUUUGGACCUCCUGCCCGGGGAGUCCUCCGACGGGGCCGUGCACGGCCCCCACGCAGAUGCCCAACUUCCGCGAGGGCUGCCGGCGCCUCUGGAGCUUGGGCCCGAGGCGGAUCGCCCGCGAGCUGGACGACCAAGCCAUUGACAUCUAUACGGCCGAUCUGACGGGCGACGAAAUCAACACGAUCCACAUCGCCGGGCUGGCCCAUGUGGUCCAUUUGGCGGAUCCCCCGGCCGGCGGGCCCCCGGCGGCUCGGUCGCACCUGGACACCUGGCUCCUGGCGUCCGGCCAUGCCUGGCCGGCCACCGCACUGCCGGUGGGCUAUCUGACGGAUGCCGCCCUGAGCAAGCCCCUGCACGGGCGGCUCCUGGCCGGGAUGCCGAACGAGAGGGAGCUCCUGCCGAUCAUGAUGCCGCUGUUUCCCGACGCACCGGGCACGGUGCCGGAAUUGGUGCUCAUCCACUGGCCGAAUGACAUCUGGACGGUCCGGCGCGUGCCGGGGGAUGUGGUCCCCUCCGGCCGGUCGGUGGGGCUGGCCCCGGCCGAGCAGGCCCUCGGGCAGCUCCCCGCGUCGCUGGGCUCCGUGUCGGAAUCCGCCGGCCGCGUGCGCUUCCAGGCAUUGGACCUUUCGGCGGCCAUGGGCUGGGAAUAUCCCAGCGCACUGCUGCUCCUGGCGAGGGAGUUCCUCGGCGUGGCGCUCUUCCGGUGCUCGGCACCCACCGGCCCAUGUGCCUUCCUGCCGGCGCACUUCACGUCCCUGCCGGCCCCCCUGCCAGGCAGCACGGGCCUGUGGCUGGCGGCCGUGAAUUACAUCCCGCCCGGACUUGCCGGCGGGGCCACACUCCGGCCCCCCUCCGGUCGGCGGGAGUAUGCUGUCCAGCAGAAUGCACCCGCAUCCCUGGAUGUGCUGCUGUUUGCCGAGGAUGUCGGCCUGACGCGCGCCGCCCUCGCGGUCGAGUGCCCGGCCGGGACCUUCCCCCCGGCAUGCGAUCCGUGUGAUGGGCUUUGCCGGGAGUGCUCCGGGCCCGGCCGUGGCAAUUGCACCGCAUGUCGCACUUGGCUGGCCAGCCAGCCGGGGGUCUGCCUGGACGACUGCCCGGAGGGCCUGAAGUCGAGCCCCACCGGCGAGUGCACCUGCCAGGAUGCCUGUCUGGAGUGCGGCCUGGCCGGCCAAACGGCCGGGCCAUUUGUCUGCACGAAGUGCAUGCCGCAGAUGGCCUUGGUCGAGGGGUCGAACGGGCUGAAGGCCUGCGAGCCCUGCCACGACACCUGUGCCGAGUGCAUGGUCCCGAGGGAUUCCGCUGCGUGCGUGGCGUGCAGCACGCCGCGCUUCCUGCACCAAGGGCUCUGCUUGGAAGCCUGUCCGGGUGGGACGUGGCCGGAUGGAGUCGAUCGCCAAUGCCGAAGCUGCCCGGCCGGUUGUACCGCCUGCUCCGGGGCCGAUGCCUGCUCUGCCUGUGUCCCGCGGUUCUUCCUCGCUGGCUCGAUGUGCGCCGAGUGCGAUGCUUCCUGCGCGUCGUGCCAAGAUGGCAGCAGCUGCUUGGACUGCCGGCCGGGGAUGGUUUUCCUCCGGUCCGAUCCCGGCAUGGCCUCGCUGUGCGGCACUGCCUGCGCCGUGGGCGAGUAUGCUGGCGCCGACCGGUGCACCCCCUGUGCCGAGGCAUGUGCCCUGUGUGCCGGGCCCGGGCCGGCGGCUUGCCAGGUGUGUGCCACCGGGUACCGGUGGGCCGAGGCGGCGCCGGCCGGCAAUCGCCCCGGCACCUGUGUCGAAUGCCCGCUCGGCUGUGCUUCCUGCACCCGGGCGGACGUGUGCAUGGCCUGCAUGGAGCCCCUGCUGCUGACGAGCGAGGGUACAUGCACGAGCACAUGCCCGGCUGGCAGCCACUCCAACGGCGAAUCGUGCCAGCCAUGCGACGUGUCCUGUGUCGAGUGCGUCGGGCCGGGUGCCGAGCACUGCACCCUCUGCGAGGAGGGGCUGGAAUUCCAGGCAGCCAGCGGGCCGGGGGGCUUUUGCGUGUCCCCCUGCCCGGAGGGCCAGUAUCGCGAGGCCGCCGGCGCGGCGUGCGUCCCCUGCCACGAGGCGUGUGCCACGUGCAACGGCCCGACCGACCGGGACUGCUGGCGCUGCAACAGCGGCCUGCUGCAGGCCGGCGAGUGUGUGCAGGCAUGCGCCAGCACACACGUGGCCGAGGGCAACCAGUGCAAGGCCUGCCACAAAUCCUGCCGCUCCUGCACCGGGGUCCUGUCGACCGACUGCCUGGAGUGCAGUGCCGACAUGCUGGCCCUUCUUUCGGGGCCCUCCCAGCGGCUGAGUUGCGUCACCGAAUGCGGCCUGGGCUCCAAGCGGCUGGAUGACACCUGUACCCAGUGCGAGGGCGAGUGUGCCGCCUGCCCGGAAUCGGUGGACACAUGCACCACCUGCAAGCAUGGCUGGAAGCUGUUCCGGGCCGGCUGUGUCGGUACAUGUCCGGCCGAGUCCGCCGACCAGGGCAACGUGUGCUCCACUUGCCACGCUUCCUGUGGCACCUGCUACGGGCCGAACCCGGGGAAUUGCACCUCCUGCCCGGGGGCCUUGCCGCUGCUGCACGAAAACCACUGCUACGACAGGUGCCCGGGUGGCACCUUCCAGGCGGGCCAGGAGUGCCAGCCCUGCGGCGCCAACUGUGCCGCCUGCUCCGGGCCGCAGAUCGACGAUUGUACCGGCUGCCCGGUGGGCCGGGUGCUGAAGGAUGGCAUGUGCCUCGCGGCCUGCCCGACCGGGUGGUAUGACCAUGAGUCGGAAUGCGCUCGCUGCCUGCCAGCAUGCCACACAUGCGACCGGGCCGAGGGAUGCACCGGCUGCCGGCCGGGGGAGGCCUUCCUCGGGCCGAGUGGCCUCUGUGAGCCCGGCUGCCCGGAGGGGUGGCUGGCAUGUUCGAUGGACGCCCAGUGCCGGCCCUGCCCCCCGGGCUGUGCCACAUGUGCCUCGGCGAAGGCCGACUGCGCGGCCGAGUGCCAGUCCUGCGAGCAGGGGCUCUUCCUGUCGGCCGGUCGGUGCUUGGAGGCCUGCCCGCCGGGGGAGUUCCUCCACCCGGAGGCCAAUGCCUGCCAGGCGUGCACCGGCAAGUGCAAGACCUGCCACGGGGCGGCCGACAUGUGCACCAGCUGCUCCGAGGGGUAUUUGUCGGUCGAGACGGGCAUCUGCCUCUCCCAGUGCCCGGGUGUGGGCUAUGCCAUGCUGGCCGGGCCGGACCCCGUGUGCCUGGCAUGCCCGGAUGGCUGCGAGCGGUGCACCGCCGACGAGUCGGACCCGGGGUCGGGCUGCACGAUCGACCCGCACGGCUCGAUCCACUGUCCGAGGGUGAAAACGUGCGACAUCUGCCACUCGGGGCGCUUGCUUCUCCGGUCCUCGGAGUGUGUGCCCAAGUGCCCGGAGGCGGGCUACUUCCCGGACCACGAGGCACCUCGGCCCAUGUGUGUGCCCUGCCAUGCCCAGUGCUCCGGGUCCUGCUCGGGCCCGGGCGCCGAUGGAUGCACGGCCAGCCCGGGCAUGCGCCGGAAGCUUGCGAUCGGCCUGGGCAUCGGGCUUGGGGUUUUGCUCUUGCUCAUCCUUUUGGCGGCCCUGCUCUUGCUGCUACUCCGGCUGCGGCGAGCCCGCCGGCCGUAUGCCAAGCAUGACGAUUAUGAUGAGGAUGGCACGGUGCUCAACACCAUCGUGGAGCUCUCGCUGCCGGGGGUGAUUUUGGUCCAUCUCGAGGCCGACUUUCUGCCCCUCCCCGAUGGGAACCUGGGAGUCGGCGGCCAGGCGCGGGUCUUUGCCGCACGAGCCAUCGGGGCCGGGAUCUCCGAGCGCCUUGGCUGCCCGGACACCGUGGCCAUCAAGAUCCUGAAGGCCGACAAGAUGACGCCGGUUAUGAGGGCCCUUUUCCAGAGCGAAGUGGCUCUGAUGUGGCUUUUCCGUGAUUGCCCGAACAUCGUCCAAUUGUAUGGCUAUUCGGAGGAGCCGCCGGCUCUGGUGAUGGAACGCUUCGACACGGAUCUGGCGACCAUUCUCCAUUCGGACUUGGAGCUGUCCCAGGAGACGGUGCUGCAUUUGAUCGAGCAAUGGGCAUCCGGCCUGGAGAUCAUGCAUGCGCAGGGGGUCGCCCAUCGUGACCUCAAGCCGGGCAAUGUCUUUGUCAAACAGGCCCCCGGCGGCGGAUGGUAUGCGGCGCUCGGGGACCUGGGCACCAGUCAAAGUCUCAGCCAGGACCGUUCGUCGGUGCUGGUCAACCAGGCGCCCGAGCUGAAUGCCCUGACCGUGCGCUAUGCCGCGCCGGAGGUCAUGCUGGCCUUCGAGGGGUCGCGUGCCAUCGAGAAGGAAUACCUGCUGCCGGCCGACAUCUACAGUGCGGCGAUCAUGCUCUGGGAGUGCCUCACGCGCAGCGUCCCCUGGAAAGGCUGUCCCUUCAAGCAGAUUGCCUUGAACCUCCGGGUGGGAGAUCGGCCCGCGGUGGAUUUCUCCGGGCCCCUUGCCGAUUUGGUCACCAUGGCAUGGGACACAAAUCCCCACGCCCGGCCACUGGGAUCCUCCUUCCGGCAGAAGGUGUCCAUGGAGCUGUCGCUGCGUGCACACCUCUAGAGUCGCAUGGCCGGGACAAGGUGCGGAGCUGUGCCUCUGUGUGUGUGGGUGUGUGCGCGCGCGCGCGCGCG
Fonticula alba is the source of this 6560-nucleotide messenger RNA. RefSeq names its product TKL protein kinase. Gene Ontology annotation, biological process: protein phosphorylation. The transcript is spliced from 9 exons. The coding region runs from base 1 to 6489 and encodes 2162 amino acids. The record is from RefSeq and is a predicted model, not a curated record. Gene Ontology annotation, molecular function: protein kinase activity; ATP binding. Lineage: Eukaryota; Rotosphaerida; Fonticulaceae.